AUGCGUGGAAUUGACGCUCUUGCCUUCCUGGCCGCCAUUGGUGCCGCUCACGGCCAGAGCACGGUCGGAUUCGGCCCUUACUUUUCUCUGGGCCCUACUCAGUCGUGGAUCAGGGAGGCCAACACCACCUUGGUUCUGCCCGAGGCUCCUAGCCCCCAGAAGGACCGUCUUGCUCUCUGGCCCGGCAUGGGUACAAGCGGUGGUGAUCUGAUCCAGGCCCUCGCUGUUUCGUUCUCUGACCCCAACUCCUCUGGACAGUGGUGUACCUGGGCUAGCACCCUUGAAGGUACGCAACUGGGUGGCAAGGAAGUCCCGGCUUCUGCUGGCGACAAGGUGACCAUGCACUGCUCGGGACAAGCCCAGGGCUGGGGCACGGCAGUUGAGUGCCAGGAUGAUGCGUGCCAGAGCACCGCAGGAGCUCACAAGUACCUUGACACCACCAUUAUCCUGAACGCCGAGGAUAACUCUUUUGGCGACACCUUGUCUAUCAACGAGGCCAGCUCCUCCGGACUGUCGACCUCGGAUAACGGCAAGACUUGGACUGUGUCGACCAUCAACAUCGACUCGCACACCUACAACCUCUACGAAAAAUGCACGCGCUGGUGA
Molecule: messenger RNA, 606 nt
Organism: Aspergillus niger
Lineage: Eukaryota; Fungi; Ascomycota; Eurotiomycetes; Eurotiales; Aspergillaceae
Exons: 6
Coding region: 1-606 (201 amino acids)
Source: RefSeq, a predicted model, not a curated record